Molecule: messenger RNA, 198 nt
Organism: Cetraspora pellucida
Lineage: Eukaryota; Fungi; Glomeromycota; Glomeromycetes; Diversisporales; Gigasporaceae
Source: the annotation of a GenBank genome assembly
AUGGUUAGAUAUCCUUCGACGCUGGCUGACCGCUAUAAAAUAAGGGAAGGAGAGGAAUAUUCACGAGUUUUGUUUUGUGGGGGUGGACCCAAAGAUUUAGUAGGAGUAAAAUAUCAUGUUAUCCGGGGUCAUAGUGAUUGCGAAGGAGUAAAAAACCGUAAGCAAGGCCGUUCUCUUUACGGAACGAAAAAGAGUUAG